Messenger RNA from Myotis brandtii (Brandt's bat), 1423 nucleotides. Its product is annotated as caspase-13-like. Gene Ontology annotation, molecular function: caspase binding; cysteine-type endopeptidase activity. The transcript is spliced from 9 exons. Gene Ontology annotation, biological process: regulation of apoptotic process; proteolysis. The record is from RefSeq and is a predicted model, not a curated record. Gene Ontology annotation, cellular component: protein-containing complex. Lineage: Eukaryota; Metazoa; Chordata; Mammalia; Chiroptera; Vespertilionidae. Bases 151 to 1287 code for a protein of 378 amino acids.
GACUGGUGAACUCAGAAGUUCUAAGCAGCAGUUGCUCAAUGUCUGGUUAGUUGCCCCCACCCCCUGCUAUGAGGAAGUGCCAGAAAGUUUCAUUUUCAAGCCUGUGACUGGCUUCGCAGCAGCAGGAAGGGGCUGAGGCUGUGGUUACCUAUGGCUGAUAAACGCAACAAAAACCCACUUAAGGCUUUGGAAUCCAUCGGGAAAGACCUCUUAGUUGAAGUUUUGGAUGGGUUGGUGAAAAAAGAUGUUCUGAAAUUGGAGGAGACUGACAAGAAAAAAUUCAAUGACGCCAAACCUGGAGACAAGGCCCGGGUUUUAGUGGACGCUGUGCGAGAGAGACGCCAUGAAGCAGGUCAAGUCCUUGUCCAAACCUUCCUUAACACAAACAAAAAUUCCAUCAGCACAAAAGAUCCUGCAGUUCCUCCAGAAGUGACUGGGCCAGCUGAGUCAGCAGAAACUAUGGAUACCCUCAAGCUUUGUCCUCCUGAAAAGUUCCUGAAUGUGUGCAAAGAAAGGGCUGGAGAGAUCUAUCCAAUAAAGGAGAGAACAGACCGCACUCGCCUGGCUCUCAUCAUAUGCAAUAGAGAGUUUGAUCACCUUCAGCCCAGACAAGGGGCAGAACAUGACAUUACAGGGAUGACAGAGUUACUUGUGGGCCUUGGCUACCGUGUGAUUGUGGAAGAGAAUCUCACAGCCAAGGAGAUGGAGAAAGUGCUGGUGGUAUUUGCUGCCUGCCCAGAGCACAGUACCUCAGAUAGUACAUUCCUGGUGUUCAUGUCCCAUGGCCUCCUAGAUAGACUCUGUGGGACUCAGCACAGCGAUGAAAACCCAGACGUGCUACCUUAUGACACCAUCUUUCGGAUAUUCAACAAUCGCAACUGCCCCAGUCUCAAGGACAAACCUAAGGUCAUCAUUGUCCAGGCCUGCAGAGGUGAAAAUCGCGGGGAAUUGUGGGUCAGUGACUCUCCAGCAGCCGUGAAAGACAGCUCUUCACAGUCACCUGAGAACCUGGAGGACGAUGCAGUUUAUAAGGCACACGUGGAGAAGGACUUCAUUGCUUUCUGCUCCUCAACCCCACAUAACGUGUCCUGGAGAGACACUAGUAAAGGCUCUCUCUUCAUCACACAACUAAUCAGAUGCUUCCAAAUGUAUUCUUGGCGAUUGCACCUCGAGGAAGUAUUUCGGAUGGUUCAACUAUCAUUUGAAAAGCCAGAUGUUAGAGCCCAGAUGCCCACCAUUGAACGACUAUCCAUGUCAAGAUAUUUCUACCUCUUUCCUGGCAAUUGAAAAUAGUAAGUAUCAAGGUUGUUGACAGGGAAUUACAGGCAGUCCUUUCCUUCUUUACCAGCUUCUAGAAGCACCUUUACCAGUAUUGCACACCUAUUUAACCAUUUGUAUUUAAAUAAAAAUCAAAACACAUAAA